Daldinia childiae is the source of this 1134-nucleotide messenger RNA. Its product is annotated as Chromosome segregation in meiosis protein 3. Gene Ontology annotation, biological process: DNA damage response; DNA replication checkpoint signaling; replication fork arrest. NCBI's taxonomy places the organism in Eukaryota, Fungi, Ascomycota, Sordariomycetes, Xylariales, Hypoxylaceae. Gene Ontology annotation, molecular function: DNA binding. The record is from RefSeq and is a predicted model, not a curated record. The transcript is spliced from 3 exons. Bases 1 to 1134 code for a protein of 377 amino acids. Gene Ontology annotation, cellular component: replication fork protection complex; nucleus.
AUGGCCUCACGAGGAGCACAGAAACCGUCUUCGGCAUUAAAAAAGCCGGUAAAUGAUAUAGAUAAUUACGACGUCGACGAUGAUCCCUUUGCCGAAUCUGGAAACGAAGCUCCCAGCAACGACACCACGCAGUCUAAGAAGCGUAAAGAUGCUACUGGGCUAGGAAUUGAUGAGGCUGUAGCCGUACAGAAGAAAGUCAGAGCCCCAAUUGUCAAGCUAGAUGAAGGCAGAUUGCUAUCAGAGAAAGGCAUCCCGAGGUUACGAAGAAAAGCUCGAGAUUUGAAGUUUAAAGGAAAAGGACACGAGUUUUCUGACGCCGCUAGACUUCUCUCCUUUUAUCAAUUAUGGUUUGACGACUUAUUUCCUAAAGCCAAGUUUUUAGACGCUGCAGCUAUGGCGGAGAAAGCAGGUCAUAAGAAAUAUAUGCGGAUGAAGCGUAUGGAGUGGAUCGAGGAAGGGAAACCCAAACCGGCAGGGCUCGACGGAGAUGACGAUGACCUUUUUGGCGAUUCUCAUGACCAACCAGAGGAGCGUGCGCCCGCGGUGUUCCCUGCCAGGAUUGCUCCCUUAUUCCAGGAUCGGGGAAGUGAAAGGGCACAUACGCCUAUACGAGAUGAUGUGCCUGAUGAUAACGAUGAUAUAUACGGAGCUACACCACAAGCAUCGAGGAUAACACAACCUGCAAGUAAAUCGUUAAUUGGAAGUGGGAGUGCUAGCACAAGGCCCGCGAGCGCAUCCCUAUUCGGAAAUGGCGAUGAGCCUGACGAAGAUGACCUAGACGCACUGAUGGCAGAGGAAGAAGCACAACGUACGAAGCCUACUUCUGUUUUUGGCAACGGUGGUGGAAAACCCAGUCAAUCUGAAAACGAGCUAGACGAGGAUGACUUAGACGCAUUGAUGGCUGAAGCCGAAACACACCACGAACCCCCAAAGCAAGCUUCUAAUCCUACGUCCAGGCCUAGCGUGGACAACAAUGAAGAAGAUGAUCUAGACGCAUUAAUGGCAGAAGCGGAAAAUCAAGAGCAAACGAAACGACAUGCGGGUUCAACACCUAAAGAAACAAAGGAGGUAACCCAGAAUACGGCAGACGCAGAUGAAGAGGAAGCCAUGGCAGAGAUGGAUGGAUUGUGGUGA